This is a messenger RNA of Rotaria sordida, 417 nucleotides long. The record is from the annotation of a GenBank genome assembly. Lineage: Eukaryota; Metazoa; Rotifera; Eurotatoria; Philodinida; Philodinidae.
AUGACAUGUUAUGAUAUAUUUGUCAUCAAAAACAAAUUUUCAUCUUUUUCUUCUUCUUCUAGUGACGAUCGCAUUCGUAAUGGUGCAAAAAAAUUAGCAAAAGCUCGAACAAUAACACAACAAGGUCGAUUGGAUUCAUUUUUUACUGUAUCUCGUACUGUUACUACAACAACACCAACUAUGAAAAAAGCCGAAGCAAAUAUUGCUACUAACAAAGGUCUCAAACGAAAAAAUGGUUUCACAAAUAAUACGACACCGAAAGAAAUUAAAAGUUUAAUAUUAACAAUGUCUUCGUCAACUUCAAAAGUUCAAACAAAAACUCAAGCUGCUAAUACACAACGUAAUGAAUCUAAAACAUUAACAUCUGGAUCUGUAAGUCUUCUAUACAAAAAACAUUAUUUUGCAAUUCAUCUUUAA